AUGCCACCCCCAUACCCGCUGCACGAGUCCGUCGCUUCAAAAAUACAUCCAGAAUAUGUCUCCUUCUACAACAAACACAUCAUUAAUCAGGAGCAGGUACAUCUCCAACCCGUUGCCGCAUCGCGCACAUCUGGGGUCCUCAUACCAGGCGCGGGGCCAUUGUUACCUGUGGGUAAACAAGAAGAUAUCUUUAUUAAACGGAAGGAGAGUGAUGGUCUAGAUGUGAAUUUGCGAUGCUUCACUCCAAUCGCGGAGAAAGCGCCGGCGGGCGGGUGGCCAGCGCUUAUUUACUUUCACGGGGGCGGGUGGGUGCUCGGGAAUAUCGAUACGGAGAAUGUCGUCUGUACGAAUAUCUGCUCCAGGGCCGAGUGUGUGGUUAUUACCGUUGAUUACAGACUCGCGCCGGAAAACCCAUUCCCAGCGGCGGUACACGAUUGCUGGGAGGCCGUCCUUUGGGCAUUAUCGGAAGGCCGCACGCAUCUCAACCUUGACAUCUCGCGCAUCGGUGUGGGAGGCUCGAGUGCAGGCGGCAACCUUGCAGCCGUCAUGACACAUCGAUGUGCGGCGCGGAAUUUUUCGCCUCUAAAAGUACAGCUACUCAGUGUCCCGGUGAUGGACAACACAGCUGAUGUCAGUAACAACAUCUCCUACCGUGACAAUGAACACAUCCCUGCUCUCCCUGCUGCGAAAAUGCUUUGGUAUAGACGACACUAUCUGCCCCGAGAAUCAGACUGGGCAAACCCUGAAGCCAGUCCAUUGUUUUACGCGGACGAGUCACCCACUUGGUCUGGUGUACCUCCCGCAAUCAUGAUGGUGGGAGAGCUUGAUGUGUUAAGGAGCGAAGGAGAGAAGUACGCGGAGAAAUUGAUGAAAUCCGGGAUUCACAUUGACUUGCAUGUUAUGGAGGGGAUGCCCCAUCCGUUCCUUGCAAUGGAUGGAGUCCUGCAAGCCGGCAGAGACGCUAUCACCUAUAUGGUUGAGGGCUGUAAAAAGUUCCUAUAA
Histoplasma mississippiense is the source of this 1002-nucleotide messenger RNA. RefSeq lists its product as hypothetical. Gene Ontology annotation, molecular function: hydrolase activity. The transcript has 2 exons. NCBI's taxonomy places the organism in Eukaryota, Fungi, Ascomycota, Eurotiomycetes, Onygenales, Ajellomycetaceae. The coding region runs from base 1 to 1002 and encodes 333 amino acids. The record is from RefSeq and is a predicted model, not a curated record.